Molecule: messenger RNA, 1560 nt
Organism: Fusarium musae
Lineage: Eukaryota; Fungi; Ascomycota; Sordariomycetes; Hypocreales; Nectriaceae
Exons: 5
Coding region: 1-1560 (519 amino acids)
Molecular function (GO): oxidoreductase activity
Source: RefSeq, a predicted model, not a curated record
AUGGCCGACGUUAACGUUGAUGUCCUCGUUAUUGGCAUGGGACCUACUGGUCUCGGUGCUGCCAAGCGUCUCAACCACAUUAACGGCCCUUCAUGGCUGAUUGUCGAUUCCUCUGACAAAGCUGGUGGUCUUGCUGGCACUGACACCACUCCGGAGGGUUUCCUGUACGACGUCGGUGGCCACGUUAUCUUCUCCCACUACAAGUACUUCGACGAUUGCCUGGACGAGGCCCUCCCCAAGGAUGAUGACUGGUACACUCACCAGCGAAUCUCCUACGUUCGCUACAAGGGCCUUUGGGUUCCUUACCCCUUCCAGAACAAUAUUUCCAUGCUUCCCAAGGAGGACCAAGUCAGCUGUAUCGAGGGCAUCAUUGAUUCUGCUCUUGAGUGCCGUGUUGCCAACACCAAGCCCAAGGACUUUGACGAGUGGAUUGUCCGUAUGAUGGGUGAGGGUAUCGCCAACAUCUUCAUGCGACCUUACAACUACAAGGUCUGGGCCGUCCCUACCACCAAGAUGCAAUGUCAGUGGCUCGGUGAGCGUGUCGCUGCCCCCGAUGCUAAGCUUGUUACCAAGAACGUUAUCCUCAACAAGGUCGCUGGUAACUGGGGCCCCAACGCUACUUUCCGAUUCCCCGCCCGUGAUGGUACCGGUGGUAUCUGGAUUGCCGUCGCUGAGACCAUUCCUAAGGAGAAGAAGCGAUUCGGCAAGCAGGGUGAGGUCACCAAGAUUGACGCCGAGAAGAAGAUUGCCUACUUCGCCGAUGGCAGCACAAUCGGUUAUAACAAGCUCAUUAACACCAUGGCCGUUGACCACCUCGCCGAGAAGCUCGGCAAUCAGGAGCUUGUCGGCCUCACCAAGCAGCUUUACUACUCCACCACCCAUGUUAUUGGUGUCGGUAUCCGAGGCGAGCGCCCUGAGCGUAUCGGUGACAAGUGCUGGCUGUAUUUCCCCGAGGACAACUGUCCCUUCUACCGUGCCACUAUCUUCUCUAACUACUCCCCCUACAACCAGCCUCAGAAGGAUGCCAAGCUCCCCACGCUUUACCUCGCCAAUGGUGAGAAGCCUGCGUCUUCCGAGGCUAAGGAGGGACCUUACUGGUCUAUCAUGUUGGAGGUUUCCCAAUCUACCAUGAAGCCUGUCGAUGUUGAGAACCUCCUUAAGGAUAGCAUCCAGGGUCUCAUCAACACCGAGAUGAUCAACCCCGAGGACGAGAUCGUCUCUACUUACCACCGUGCUUUCGACCAUGGUUACCCCACCCCCAGCCUCGAGCGUGAGGGCGUCCUCAAGCAGGUUCUCCCCAAGCUCGAGGCUAUGGACAUUCUAUCCCGUGGUCGAUUCGGCAGCUGGCGAUACGAGGUCGGUAACCAGGACCACUCCUUCAUGCUCGGUGUUGAGGCCGUUGAUGCUAUCCACAGCGGUGCCGUCGAGCUGACACUCAACUACCCUGACUUCGUCAACUCCCGCCAGAACACUGAGCGACGCCUCACUCAAAACUUCAUUGUGGCUCCUCCUCAGACCAACGGCACCAAGGAUAUUCCAAGCCACUCCAAGGCUCAGUAA